Molecule: messenger RNA, 312 nt
Organism: Prunus armeniaca (apricot)
Lineage: Eukaryota; Viridiplantae; Streptophyta; Magnoliopsida; Rosales; Rosaceae
Source: the annotation of a GenBank genome assembly
AUGUCGGUAUCCGGUAACAUUGAGCAGUCCAGACAAUUUCUCCUCCUCUUAUUUCUGCAAACAACGCACCCAACCGCUUUAUUCAUCUCUCUCCUUCCUUCCUCAAGAGCAGAAUUAUCUCUCUCUCCCCCCCCCCUUCAAAGUUUGUUCCUUUUUGCAGAACCAGCCCUUCAUCGACUUCAAGGUCCGAUCGUCAUUUUCUCGAUCAGUUCAUGUUCCUUGUUUCUGAUCAUCAUUUUCGGUAGUCUUUUGUUGUUUCUGAUCAUCUGGCCUCUGAUCGUUGAGGUUUGUUUGUUUGAUGCUGGUGCAUAA